UCUGUCGCAAGUUGACGACGGGGAUGGGGAUAAGUCAAUCCGAGCUUGCUUCUCCCUUUGAAACAACGUUUUUUCGCGUCAAUACAGUCUACAUUGUGGACUAAUACACCCGCGAUCCUGAAUUUUCUUUCGGAUCUGAAAUAUUCCAGCAAGCAGAGGGGUUAGAGCUACUCAGCUCUGCAGGAGCUAUCCUUUAGCUUCCUCGCCAUGUCUUCGGAUGACGAUCACCAAAGUCAACUUUCGGAGGAGAACGAGCGAAAACAUGCUUCUGAUGCCUCCGAAAGGGGAGCUAAUGACGCCUUGAACUUUGACGAUGAGCAAAUUAACGGAGAUGACGACGCAGACCUUUUUGGUUCUGAAUCAGAGCCUGACGAGCACAAGCCGCGGAGACUCGAUGAUGAGGAACUGGAUUCUGGCGAUGACGAAGGUCGCUAUGACCGGCUUGGCUCCCCCAUGGAUGAGGAUGGAAUGAACUAUACGGAGUCGUUAAACGUCAUGGACCUGAGUCUCAGUCGUGUACCAGAACCAGAAUCUACAGACGGAGAGGUCUACACUUUGGCCAUACCAAAUUUCCUCGCUAUUGAGUCCGAAGACUUCAACCCAGAAACAUAUGUUGCUCCGCCCUUUAACUCAGCAUCUACAUCCCUCUGUUGGCGCUAUGAUCCAAACGAUGGUGAGAUGCUUCAAUCGAAUGCUCGGAUUGUCCGCUGGUCAGACGGUUCAUUGACCCUCCAACUUGCAUCGAAUCCAAAGGAGCAAUAUCGAAUGCCAUCUAAAAGGCUCGCUCGUUCUAACAAGGCGCGAAAAGCUACUGACUACGAUUCUGAGUUGGAUGCACACGCUUAUCUCGGCGCAGCUGCUGAAGCUUCUUCAGUGUUCCGUAUUACCUCUCACCUUACGUCGUCGCUAAGCGUCCUUCCAACAACGGUGGAAACCGACGACGCUGUCCAACGGCUCAAAGAGUCAUUGGAAGCUGCUGCGAGGGGUGCAAAAAAGAACCCGGAUGGCACUGUCACCAUGUUUGACGUCGCUGAAGACCCAGAAUUGGCCAAGAAACGUGCUGAGCUUGCAGAGCGUGAGAAAUUGCGAGCAGAUCGUAAGCGUCAGCUGGCCGCAGACCGUGAUCUUGACCGAGGAAGGCGUGUCGGUAUUUCCUAUAGAACCGGAGGAGGUGGGCUCACUGUUGCUGGAUUAGAAGGCGACGAUGAUAUGUUGACCACCAGAGCCCGUGGCGCAAAGAAACCCAAACGGAGACCUAAUCGUCGCGGGGAGAUAUAUUCCGAUGAGGAAGAUGAGUACGAUCGAAGAGGACGGACAAGGGAAGAUGAGUAUGACGAAGAUGACGGUUUCCUGGUUGGUAGCGAUGAAGAACCAGAGAUUAUGGAGGAUGAAGACGAAGAGGAAGAAGAAUUUGAAGACGGAGAUGCCGAUGCCGAAGGAGAAGUUGAUGAGGAAGCGCCACAGAAACCAUCAAAGAGAGAGCCCUCACCAAAAAGGUCACCAGUGGAGACCCUUCGGAAAAGUGCUGAACCUGAAGUUGGAUCACCGCCUGCCAGGAAGAAAAAUCGAUAUGUCGUUGAUGAUGAUGAAGAUGAUGAGUAAGGAGGGCAGAUCUUGUGCCUGGAACAACAAUAAUGCCCUCUUCGCCUCUCCUUCCUCUCUGGCCGUUGGCAGCACAACCACUGACGCCGUAUUUUGCUUCUAAUAAUAAUAUUUUAUGGGAAUUAAUAUAAAAGCGGAACCCGAAAUGAUACUUGGCCCCCAAUAAAACUCGCGUCCCACUUCCCGAGCGCUACAGAAGCGCAAAACCCCUUGACAGCCCCGCGGCAGAUCUAUGCUUGGGGAUGUCAACCGGCCUUGUACAAUAUUUUUGUUCGCCUGCAUAAUUUUUCACCCUUUACUUGGACACUACAAAACUUGGCGCUUAUCCCACGCAUGACGUCUAGACUUCGGGUAUUGUGAUCAUGCGGAAAUGGAAACCAAAAAUUAAAAUGACAAUACAAACUGUUCAACAAUGAGAUCCCCUUUGCCCUUUCCAGUUUUAUUCUAAAACCCUCUUGAAAUUCCUAAGAUAAGAGCAUUCUCUUUGCAAAUAUAUUGUGACAAGGUUCUUCGCCACCACCCUUGAUGUGUGUCAAAUCAGCAAUCUCUCAAUACUUGCAAGAAUUAUGCUUCGUUGUUUUCACUUGGCAUUGGUGGAAAAUCUGAUAACAACCCCGACAAGGAGCCUGAACCCUCAGUCCUCACCAUCCCUCCCUUUCAACGCCAGGGCAUUAUUUCCCCUCAAAGCCUUACUCCCCUACAAGCCAAGAAAUAGAUGGAAAAAGAAAAGCAAAGAACAGAGCUAGCACUCAAACCCAACUAGCAUUCUUCCUCCCUUUUCUUUUCUGGCCCCCACCCAACUCGUAGAAAGGCUAGAAGCCACCCAGUUUCAAACCCCACAUCAUGAAACUUGUUGGAAUAACUAGUAAAAUGGAAAUAAUAAAAUCGGGCUUUGAGGUAUCAGCCAUAACAUCCCCGCGUUCUCAAGAGGGCUUUGCAUUAGCUUCGUUCGCAUCUGGAUACCACCAUAGUAGCUCCUAUGUAUCCUCGAGUCCCUCGGAUGAAGAACACGCAUGUAACCCUUUUUGUUUUUCUUGCUUCGUUCCCAAGUUUUCUUAGCCAAAAACUAGGGCUAAGUUACUUAUUUUCGUUGUUACUCUCAUUUAGUUUUUAAUUGUUUUCCAUACAUACAUAUACUGGAAAGACAGCUGAAAAACAAAAGCAACUAUCACCAAGGGUCAUGCUUAUUUGAUCUAGGCAGUGGAGGAAGACCUGUAAGGAAAGAAUAAACUUUUAGCGCAGCACACAAAUCCAUGGCGAUCCGGUCAUAUAUAGUAACAAUGGGGUUUUUUUUUUUUUUUUUUUUUUUUUUUUUUUUUUUAAAAAAAAAAAAAAAGUUUUAGCUAGAAGAAACUGCUUGGUGGUUAUUUUCACUCCAUUUCAGAACAAGUCAUGAGAUAUUUUCAUUUGCCUUUUCUUAAUCGCCUCUCAUCUUUGCUUGCGACAUAGCGGUCAAUUCAUUAAUAAUCAUACCUGCAUACAAGUCAGGCUAGCUUUGGACUAUUAAUAAUUAUAAUAAAUAUUGAACAAGGCAAGGCAGUAGUUAUCCUCGAUGAUCCGAAUGUGCCAAACAAACCGGCAGCUCAUGUCCCUCGCGUCCCCCUUCCAACCUCUUGUCCCCCUCCCAUUCCCCCCACUAUCAAAACACAUCCCACCAGACGGGAAAGAUCAUACGACCCCAAUCCCUAUACCCCGGGAACUCCAACUUCUUCACUCCUCACAGCACAGUUUCACAGUCCCAAAGGCGCAGAACUGCCCAGAUGACAUGCGGGCACACUCCGGAUCAUGGCAUGUUCCGUCAUCGUUGGAAGUAGACGCGCAAAAUGGCUUCUCAUCGCGGGGACAUCGGGCAUUACAGAAGGGGGCUGUGCCAUACCACCGCUUCUUAGCUGUUGCUGUCGUUAUGGCGGUGGAAAGGACGCAGAGGACGACCAGGGAGAAUUUCAUGCUUGGGGGGUUAUUUGGCUGGUUUAUGUUGGGUUGGUUUUGGGGCUUUUCACUUUUUUGCGUUUGUAGCUUGUUAGCAAGCUAUCCUGGUAAGGGUGUCAAAAGGAAGUCCUCGGUGUCCCAUAAAUAUUUAUUGACAGACGGUUAGAUGCAAGAUGUGGAGAUUCUUUUCGGAAUCAUCGCGGAGUUGGGCACUAGCUGCUUACACUGCAGAAUUUCUAGGCUGAUACACGCGUGCUUUUGAGAUGCCUGUUCAAAGCAGUCCGACGGAAUUCUGAGCAAUUGGGGGGAUUUUUGGUUUUUCCAAUCUAGAUAGAAAAUUAGCGCUCUGACGUCCAUAUGUCAAGUUUCGACUCGGGAAAAAGGUUGCAACCUUACAUUUGCAAGAAGCGCGUUCUCAUGACAUGUACGUAAUAAUGUACAUGUAGCUCUGUAGAUAUCUAAGAGUUGUGAUAUUCGCAGGAUUGGAGAAAGUACAUAUUCUCCCUGGGGGCCCCCUACCUCUAUCAAUGCCAUUGUGACUCCUUUCCCAUGUUUUAAUUGUGUGGAAGAACCUUGGGACGGGCGUUCAUGUGGAAUGCAUGACUGCAAGUAUUUGUUUGUUCUCUGAGAACAUUUCAACUCGAGAUGCAGCGGAAUCUUGCAGACUUGAAUUUCAGCUUCCUGCUAGAUUUUCACUAGCAGCAAAAUCACCUGGUCUGUUUUACCGUGCCCUUCUCUUGCAUACCAUUUACCCCGCAAGUGUGGAACCAAAUCGUACAUACAUACAUAGUAUAGCGGCACACAGGUUGCCUGUCUGUUGCAAACGGGCCGGUUUGACUUGUUACACUGCAUCGAAUCGAGCUGCAAAAUCAGAUUCAUAUCCCCCUGUUUAUGUGCUUCUUUUUGCAAAACCAGUUAGUCAGUUCUUCAUCCCCUCUCAACAUGCCAUGCACUAAAAGCUGCAAUACCCUUCAACCAAAGGAGGCCAAACCACCUUCGCUCUGUGCGGAUAAUCGGGCUGAAUACGUCCAGGCGUCCUCCUCCCUGAUGAUGCUUACUGGACUGAUAGGGAGGAAGGGCUCUCCUCACCCACCCCGGUUCGGAUAAGCAAGACCAGACCGAGGUUGUGAAUCUCAAUCUCAGCGUCUGAUUCGAGGAAAGACGAGCAGCAAGCUACAAUAUUUUAAACGCGACGGGACAAG
Molecule: messenger RNA, 4733 nt
Organism: Blastomyces gilchristii SLH14081
Lineage: Eukaryota; Fungi; Ascomycota; Eurotiomycetes; Onygenales; Ajellomycetaceae
Exons: 3
Coding region: 208-1602 (464 amino acids)
Biological process (GO): transcription elongation by RNA polymerase II; positive regulation of transcription elongation by RNA polymerase II
Cellular component (GO): Cdc73/Paf1 complex; nucleus
Molecular function (GO): RNA polymerase II C-terminal domain phosphoserine binding
Source: RefSeq, a predicted model, not a curated record